This is a messenger RNA of Bursaphelenchus okinawaensis, 1021 nucleotides long. NCBI's taxonomy places the organism in Eukaryota, Metazoa, Nematoda, Chromadorea, Rhabditida, Aphelenchoididae. The record is from the annotation of a GenBank genome assembly.
AUGCAAGACAAUGUAAGUCAUGGCACGGCAGGCCAGGACAAGUCAAGUCAAGAGCAAGACUUUGGCAUGGCAAGACAUGGCAAGGGAAAAGCAAGGCAUAUCGAGGCAGGGUAAGGUAGAGUAGUAGGGCAGUGUGAGGGAAGUAAGGCAUUCUUUUUUGAUCUUGAAGAUCAAUUUCUAAAAUAAACUUCUAAAUUAAGAACCUGUCAAUACACUUUUCGAACAUAAAAUGUUAUUUUUACCCUCAAUGAGCCUUUGUUCCCCACUAUUAUCAACCAAAGAAUCAUAAAAUUUCACUGUAUCUAUUAUCUUCUUGUUCAGAAACCUGUCAAUUCGAAUCUUGAACUUCCUUGUCGAUAAUCGAGAGAUUGAAACUGGGCUUCUAAAAUUAGCCAAUUGGCCGUUUUUGGUCAUAAAACAUGAACUGUCAGUAAUAAAACCAGGAAGAGUUGGGUUUGGGCUGUCACGAAUUGGAUUGGUUUAUGAUCAGGAAGUUGAAGAGGUUAUUGAUAGGGUUAGUCAUUAUUGGUUUUUUAGGCUUGGUAAUUUUUUUUUGUUUUCGAAGAGUGUAGGCUUAGAAAUUUGAGGUUUUAGGCUUGUUUCUUCCAGUUUUUAGUUUUUAGGUUUGUCUCACCUUAUUUAAAAAAAAUUUAGGUUUGUCGAUUGCUGUAGGCUUAGACAUUUAAGUUUUUCGGCUUGUUUAUUUACUUCUUUAGCUUUUAGGCUUGUUUCUUCUUAUUUUUAAGGCUUAUGACCAGGGCCGGGCGGGGACUUUUGGUCUGGGGGCAGGGGUCCAAAAAAUCGACACAGGCUACCUGUGCCGAUUUUUUGCAAAAUUUUUUUUUCGAAAAUCCACAGGGGGACCACGUUCAACUUUUUUCAAAACUUUUUUUUCUGGGGGGGGGGGGGGGUACCCCGUCCCCCCCUCGCGCCCGGCCCUGGUCAUAAUCUAAACUUUUUUCUUCUUGUUUGUUUAAUUAUUUAGACAUUGUUAAGCUCGGACACCUCUGUUAUCAGGUAG